AUGGACAAGUACAAGGAGUUUCUCGCGCUCAAUGUGCUCAACGAGGAGCGGAUCAUCAGCUAUCGCGCGUUGAGUAGGGCGCUCAAAGUACACACCCAUUUGGCCAAGCAGAUGCUUUAUGCUUUCCAUCAUGACGAAAACGCGAAAAGGCCAGGCUCAGUCCACGCAACCUACAUCAUUGCUGGAACGAAGGCUAUACAGACAGUACCACAGACGAACGGCGGCCCGAGCCAGCGCAGCACAAAUAGCUUCACACAGCCCAGCUCGCCGCCCCUCAGUUCAAUGCCGGACCAGGACGGCCAGGAGGACCAUGAAUCAGAUGAGAACAUAACCACAACACGUUUCUUGUUGGUAAGGGAGGAGGACAUGAAGGAGGCAAAGGCACAAUUCGACGAAAUCACAUCCAUCCACGUCUACACUAUAGAGCCCACUCCACCAAAGGAUCUCCAAGUCUUGACAAACUGCAAUCGGGAAAUCCAGAAAGAGUACGCCAAUGAGGAUCCACUUAAGGACUGGAGACAGUAUGGCACGAUACAGAAUCCGAACGUCAAGCGGAGGACGAACCGCCGACCUCCGCCUCCGGCUGCGCCCAUAGCGACCACAGCCGCCGCAAAGAUGGCGCCGAGACCAAGCAGCACCACAAUAGCGAAGUCUACAGAACCGCCGCCAGCGAAGCGCAGGAAGAGCAGCGAGUCUGCAGCCAGCGCCUCCCGGGCCUCCACACCGCAAGUCGAUGCUGCCGCUAUACCGCCUUCGAAACCCGAAGCCAAGGCCAAAGCACCCACCCUCAAGCGCGACAAAUCCGAUAUCUUCAAGUCAUUCGCCAAAUCGAAGCCGCCGAAGCCGAAGAAGCGGGAUACAGCCAGCUCGGCUGAAGCAACACCCGCGCCGGAAGACGAGGCAAUGAAGGAUGCAUCGGAAGACGAACAAGAGGAGGACUUCGCGCUCACGGCGCCGACGGUUGACGACAAGGCCGCACGUCAAGCGAGGAAAGAGCGGGAGGAAGCACUCCGUAACAUGAUGGAGGACGAAGACGAGCCGAUGGACGACGCGCCGGAGAUGCAAGCAGUUGCCGAGCAGCAGGCCACACUCAUCGACUCGAAAGCUGAGGAGGAGCCGGAGCAGAAGGAGGAGGUCACGGUUUCGGGAGGUAGGAGGCGAGGCAGGCGGAGAGUGAUGAAGAAGAAGACGGCCAAGGACGAAGAGGGAUAUCUCGUCACCAAAGAAGAGCCGGUGUGGGAGUCUUUCUCGGAAGACGAGCCUGUACCGAAGAAGGCAAAGGUGCCGGUGUCGAGUGGGAGCGCGGCGAAGGGGAAGAAGGGGGCGAAGGCGGGGCAAGGCAAUAUCAUGUCGUUCUUCGGCAAGAAGUGA
Coniosporium apollinis CBS 100218 is the source of this 1371-nucleotide messenger RNA. RefSeq lists its product as uncharacterized. The transcript has 3 exons. The record is from RefSeq and is a predicted model, not a curated record. Gene Ontology annotation, biological process: DNA synthesis involved in UV-damage excision repair; nucleotide-excision repair, DNA gap filling; DNA strand elongation involved in DNA replication. Gene Ontology annotation, molecular function: DNA-directed DNA polymerase activity. Gene Ontology annotation, cellular component: nucleus; delta DNA polymerase complex. NCBI's taxonomy places the organism in Eukaryota, Fungi, Ascomycota, Dothideomycetes. The coding region runs from base 1 to 1371 and encodes 456 amino acids.